This is a messenger RNA of Passer domesticus (house sparrow), 5109 nucleotides long. It is a transcript of the gene RAI14, whose product is annotated as retinoic acid induced 14. NCBI's taxonomy places the organism in Eukaryota, Metazoa, Chordata, Aves, Passeriformes, Passeridae. The transcript is spliced from 18 exons. Bases 213 to 3167 code for a protein of 984 amino acids. The record is from RefSeq and is a predicted model, not a curated record. Gene Ontology annotation, molecular function: protein binding.
GCCGCCGUGUCACGCCGCCCUCCCGCCCCAUCCCGCCCCCGAGUGUCCCGGGGCGCUCGGCGCCGCCGCUCCGCCCUUCGGCAGCGCCGCGGAUCGCUCGGUGCGCGGCUCCCGGCACAGCCGCGCCGGCGUAGCGGGACGCGGGCGCUCCAUGAGAUAUUGAAGAAGAAUAAAAAUCUCCUCAAAGGUUUGGAAGGUUGAAUGUGAUCAGCAUGAAGAGCUUAAAAGCAAAGUUCAGGAAGAGUGACACCAACGAGUGGAAUAAGAAUGAUGAUCGGCUGCUGCAGGCGGUGGAGAAUGGAGACCCUGAGAAAGUGGCUUCACUGCUGGGUAAAAAGGGAGCCAGUGCCACCAAACAAGACAGUGAGGGCAAAACUGCUUUUCACCUGGCAGCCACGAAAGGACAUGCAGAGUGCCUCAGGAUCAUGGUGACACAUGGUGCAGAUGUGACAGCCCAAGAUGGUGCAGGGCACAGUGCUUUACAUCUUGCAGCAAAGAACAGCCACCCUGAUUGUGUUAAGAGGUUACUUCAGAGUAAAUGCCCAGCCGACAGCACUGACAAUUCUGGGAAAACAGCUUUACAUUAUGCAGCUGCAUGCGGGUGUCUUCAGGCAGUUCAGCUCCUGUGUGAGCACAAAUGUCCCAUUAACAUCAAAGAUUUGGAUGGGAACAUACCUCUGCUGCUUGCAGUACAAAAUGGUCAUACAGAAGUCUGCAAAUACCUUCUCGAUCAUGGAGCAGACAUCAACACCAGGGAUAAAAAUGGAAGAACUGCUUUGAUGAUGUCUUGUGAAGCUAGUAACCUUAACAUGGUGGAAGCUUUCCUUAGGAGAGGUGCAGAUGUCAGUUUAGUAGAUGUCUUUGGACAGAAUGCUCUGCACUACGCCAAGCUCUCUGAGAACACAGGGAUCCAGAAUCUCCUGUCAUCAAAGAUGUCGCAGGACGUGGGUUUCAGACAGGAAUUCAAAAACCAAACCAUUUAUCUAUGGCAUGGGAAGCAGAGCAGAGAGCAUGAUCAAGGCUCUAAAUUAAGUUCAGAAAGAAGUGGAACUCCAAAAAAACGCAAAGCCCCACCUCCUCCUAUCAGUCCUAUUCAGAUUAAUGAUUUGUCGUCUCCACACUCAUCAACUUCAACUCCCAUGACUGGAAAAGGGCAGGCUUUCUUUGCUGAUCAAGUGUGCAAGGAGGAAUUCAGCUCCUUGCACAGGGAUAAUAAAGACAGACUGAGUGACAGCACAACAGGUGCUGAUAGCUUAUUGGAUGUGAGUUCUGAAGCUGACCAACAAGAUCUACUUCUGUUGAUGCAAGCAAAAAUUGCCUCUCUGACAUUGCACAAUAAGGAGCUGCAGGACAAAUUACAGGAAAGAACACCUAAAGAAGGGGAUUCAACAGCAGAAUCUUAUUCAUCCCAAACACAGUUUGAGCAAACAGCAGAGAGACAAAAUGAGUUCUUGGCACAGGAGCUGAAGCCCACAUUAAAUGCCACUCAAAUCCAAGAAAAACUGACAAGCCCCAGAGAAGUAAAAAUAAAGUACCUCCAGGAAGACUUAAAGGAUGUGCAGAGAAAAUUAGAGAAUUCUGAAGCCAAAAGAAAGCAUGUGGAAACUCAAGUCCAGUCUAGAGUCCCAGAAACAGAUCAUUUAAAUAGCCCAGACAUUUCAGAAAAUGGUUCUGAUCUUAAUUUGAAAUUCGAAGAAACUCAAGAAAGGCAUGAGGAAGCUGUGAAAGAGAUUUUGAAUAUACAAAGGCAAAAGAAGCCAGGUCUUGUUUCCUCUGAAAGUGAAGAAACCAGUUCUGAUCUGAGUGUGUUGAAGGUUACAUAUGGAGAAGUUGAAGCACUUAAGCAAGAGUUGAAGAAAGCGUUGGAGGAAAGCGAAAGACAAAAAGAAAAAGUGAGAGAGCUGCAGAAAAAGUUUGAAGACAGAGAGCAGAAGGGGGCAGGCAAAUUGUCUGUGGAAGAGUGUGAGGAAAUUAAGAAUUCAUAUUGUUCAGUUAUUGAUAACAUUAAUCAAGAGAAAGCUUUGCUGAUUGAGAGGUACAAGGAAGGGCAAGAGGAAAUUAAAAGGCUACAGGCCAAGCUGACAAAUCAGAUGCAGUUGGAAUCUAGUGCUGAAGCUGGAGAAAGGAAAGAUGUGAUGCACGGAACGAUAGAUGAGCUCAACAGGCAACUUAGUGAAUUGUCUCAGUUGUACAACGAAGCACAAACAGAGCUUGAAGACUAUAGGAAGAAAAAAACUCUAGAUGAUAUAGCUUCAGACUACAUUCCUAGAGAUGAACAUGAGAAACUGAUGGAGAUAACAAAUUCUUUGAAAUACAAAGCAGAAAAUGAGUUAUCAGAAAUUAAAUCCCAGUACACGAAAGUGUUAGAUGAAUCAGAAGAACUCAAGCAACUGUUAGAAAUUCAGAAGCAAAACUCUUUGCCAAUUACUGAACACCGUCAGGUAAUCAAUGCACUCAGAAAUACCAUAAAGGAGAUGGAGGAAGAAAUAAAUGAGCUCAAACGACUGCUUAGCAACAAGGAAAGUGAAUUAAGAAAUUUGGAAAAGGAGUUACUGGAAGAAAAAGCUGCAAUUAAUGAAGCCAUGGUACCCAAGGCCACAUAUGAAAAGCUCCAGUCCUCCCUGGAGGGUGAAGUUAGUGCUUUGUCAUCCAAACUGAAGGAUGUAAUGCGAGAAAAGGAAAAUAUAUCCCUAGAUGCCAUGAAGCUGAGAAAUGAAAUUUUGCACUUGAAAGAAGCGAAAGAAGGUAUGCAUACUCUGCUGGAAGCAAAGGAACGGGAGGUGACUGAUCUCCAGCACAAGUACCACCAAGUUCAAGAAGCUCUUACUGAAAUGAAGAACUCAUCAAAACUAGAAGAAGAUAAAGACAAAAAGAUCAAUGAAAUGUCCAAGGAAAUUAGCAAAUUAAAAGAAGCGUUGAACAGCCUUUCUCAGCUUUCCUACUCAACCAGCGCCCCCAAAAGACAAAGCCAGCAGCUGGAGGUGUUACAGCAACAAGUGAAGCAGUUGCAAAACCAACUGACUGAAACAAAGAAACAACACCAGGAAAUUGUCUCUGUUUACAGGAUGCACCUUCUCUAUGCUGUGCAGGGUCAAAUGGAUGAAGAUGUCCAGAAAGUGCUUAAACAAAUUUUAUCAAUGUGUAAAAGCCAAUCGCAGAAAAAGUAAACAAAAAAAGCCAAGGAAAACUCCCUAUUUUUAUUAACCCUGUUAUGAUUCUUUUAUCUAGAUUUGCCUUAACAUAAGAUUUCAAAUUGGCAAUUUGCUGCUUUUGUGUUACUGUGCUAUUUGUGAGGGGGAUAUAUUUGUCUGUCUGUACCACUUCCAUGUGCAUUUCCAUGUGCAGUAGCUAAACACAUGCCUGCUUUUCAUGCCCAAAAUGCAAGUAUGCUCUUCAGACUUUUUACAUAGGCCACUCCAUGUCGUGUUUACCCUGUGAGUACUUUUCCAGCUUCCUCCAACAGCAGCAGGUUAACCUGGAGGAAAGCGCUGGCGUUGCCUGGGUAGAGGUGAAAUUCUCUGUGAGGUCUUCUGUACAGAUUUUAAGCUGCAAGUUGUUACUGGGUGUGUUUGAUGCUGCAGCUCUCAGAUUGCUGAGAUGUUGCCAUAUGCAGCCUUAGGCACAGCAGAGGUGAGCCUUGCAGCAGCGAGCAGGAGUAGAUAUUUAUGCUGAGCCAGAACAGCUACACUUCCUGGUGCAAUGUUAUUUGAGAUUGACACACUAAAACGUAGCUGCCCCAAUUCACCCAAUGCACUGAGUACACAAAACCCAUACCAUGCUUCAUAGUUUCCUUAACUACCUGGUGGUGGAAUGAAACUAUUUCAAAAGGUAAAAGCAUUAGUUUAUUGAAGUUACAUACAAACAGAACUGUCUCUAUAAACAGCCCUUUAUGAUAGGUUUAGCUGUCUAUGCAAGUGUUGGCCAUGAAGCUCAGGAACAAAACCAGGUCAUAUACUUUUAGACAAGGGAUUCUAGUGAACACAGGAUGUUUACAGUGAAUGUCAAUGCCUCAUACUUCCUAACCUCACUUUUGUAAAAAUCUUCUCUGCGGUAUAUUUUUACUGGCCCUCUAAUGAAUUUUUUUGUAACAAAACCAUUUUUUCUACAUAAUAUUUGCAUUAAGCUUAUUAACAAAUAUUUUUAGGUAAUUAUGUCUUAGAGAGUUUCUUUUUAUACCCCCAAGUACUCAGUAAUAGUGAAGCAUAGUGAAGUGUUUUCAGUUUGUAAGAAAUUUGUACGGAAUAAUACACCUGUCUGUCAGUGUGGUCCAGAGCAUUUAUGUGUAAAAUUCAGCCUGCUGUUCCAAAAAAAUUUAGAAAUUAUAGGUAGACAACAGCAGGAGGUGUCCCAAAAUUCUGUAUGUUGUUUCUAGAGGCUACAGGCAUCAAUAAAGCCUUUAUCAGCACUUCUGCAUUUAAAGUCAAAUAAAAAUGCCUGAUGUGGAAUAGAAUGAAACUAUGGAAAAAUGUUUUAAGCACACACUGCACUUGAGGGUACAACCAUUUUAACAAGCUUGCGGCUUCAAUAUGGUAUAGUGUUUUUUUUUAUUCUAUGGGGAUAUGUCUCUAUUAAUAGAGAAAUCUUUCAGAGCUAUAUAAUCUAUGAAGUUUAUAUAGAGUCAUGAUAUGACAGGAGUCAGCAGUGCCUCAGGCUGACUGAACUCAUAGUGCACUUAUAUCAAAUAAUUCCUAACUCUGGCGAAGCUAAAAGGAUUUUAAAAACAAAAAGAAAAAUACCACCUUUGCAUCAGUUAGACCUUGGUGUUACUUUUCUUGAGUGGUUUAACUAAUGCCAUCUAAUUUUGAACAGUAUUUUAUAGUUAGACAGCUUUGAAAAUGCUCCAAAGAAAUGUGAAGAAAAUUUUGCUGCAUCACUUCAAAAAGAACAAAAUUUUAAGCAUGCUAAUGCUGCAAGUAUAAAACUUGAUGAACCAUUUUGUAGGUUUCCUGAUGGAUUUAGUCUUCUACUUUGGUUUGGUUUGUAUAUUUAUUACAAUUAUCUUUGUGGAAUAUUGGAAAUUAUAUACUACAGCAUAACGAGUUUCUUUAUAUGUAAUUUACAAGAAGUUUCCUCAUGCAGCAAAUAAACUAUUUCCAAUUUUUUUUUUCA